Messenger RNA from Aspergillus welwitschiae, 1053 nucleotides. RefSeq lists its product as uncharacterized. NCBI's taxonomy places the organism in Eukaryota, Fungi, Ascomycota, Eurotiomycetes, Eurotiales, Aspergillaceae. The transcript has a single exon. The record is from RefSeq and is a predicted model, not a curated record. Bases 16 to 579 code for a protein of 187 amino acids.
CUCAUUCACAUAACAAUGACUGUCAGUAGCUUCCGUGUGAAAUUACCCGCUGAGGUCUCUCAGCCGUCCUCUGUUGUGACGGUCGGGCCCUCUCCUAAAACAUUGGCGCCUUGGAACAAGAAGAUACAUCGCCGAUGGAUCUUUCUUACCUACACGGAGUGUCCGUUGGAGCAUGAAGUUGAUUUUGUGGAAGGGCUUCGAGCAACGUUAAAGCGAAAUUCUCUCGCUUCCGAUAGGUUCUAUGGAUGUUGUCAGGAGUAUACGCAGAAGGGAAUUGUCUACCAUGUCCUUCUACACCUUGGCAAGCAGGUGAACUGGAAAGCUAGCUAUGCUCGUCGGGUUCUUCUGGUUUCAAAUAGCCCACACGAAUCUAUCACCAUACUCACUCCUCGCCCUGGACAGAAUGUCGGGAACUUUAUUGAAAGCCACGUUAAGUAUUGCGAGAAGGUCGCAAAUGAUAAUUGUUUUGGCAAACGUCCUAGUAUUUCUGCGGCACAGGAAGCUAGGCGCAGGCGGAAAUGGGUGGAAUGUGGACAGCAGCCGACGAAAGCUGCCAAGCGUGCGAAGAUCAUGGAGUAAUUCCCCCGCGUUUAUAAUAGAUGUUCGGACAGCUUAGAGUCUGCUCUUGAUUACGAGCAUCCUGGGGAAGAGUGAGUUGGAUGCCCCAUUCGUGUUGCCGAGUCACAUUGUGCCGUCCAAGUUUCGAACAUCGAGAGAGAUCACGCGUUAGAGGUUUGACAACUUGACUACUCCGCAAUCGGUCCAUCGUCAGUGUUUGCCUAUUGUUAGCAUUAUACAGACUGGAAAAUCUUGUAUGAGGAUAGAGAGGCUCGGGGGUCCCACGCAGAGUCAAGCCCGAUGUUUUGCUGGCGAUCAAUCUGUGUUUUCUGUUUGCUUUUAUUGGCAGAGCUCCUUUCACUGAAGGGGCUGUUUGAUUGUGUGUUGAUUGAGUAUUUAUUUUGAUUUCACCGAAGCUAGUUCGGCCACUUUUUUGUGUUUACCACAGAAUGGUCAUGAUAACCUGCUAAAAGUGGGGGUCGAAUAGAAAAUGCA